AUGACGGCUUCUCUGAAGGACACAAAGGAAGAUAUUUUCCAUGCAUCCUCAGAUCAUGUCGAUGAGUCGGCGUCUCACAAGGAGAACAAUGCCGUCGUUGGCCAAGAUAAUCUGGGUAUGACGACAGAAGAGUAUGAUGCGGCAGAGAAGAGUCUUGUUCGCAAGCUGGACUUGACUCUUGUGCCAAUGGUGUGGCUUCUUUACCUCUUCAACUAUCUCGACCGCAACAACAUCGCACAAGCAAGACUUAGCUCUUUCGAGAAAGACCUCGGUCUCAAGGGAAACGAAUUCAACGUCGCCGUCUCAAUUCUCAAUGUCGGUUACAUGCUCAUGCAACUUCCAAGUAAUAUGCUUCUUACUCGGACACGACCUUCCUUGUAUAUUCCUUUCUGGACAGCACUGUGGUCAAUCGUCUCCGCAGCCACGGCCGGUGCCAGCAACUACCAACAUCUUCUCGUCAUUCGAUUCUUCCUCGGUAUCGCCGAAGCUCCCUUCUUCCCAGGUAUGCACCUUCUUAGCUGCUGGUACCCACGGAAGGAACUUGCCCGACGAACGGCGAUCCUCUACUCGGGUGUUCUCCUAGCUACCGCAUUUUCUGGUCUUAUUGCCGCUGGCGUCCUGUCAAAUCUUGAAGGUGCGAUGGGUAUUGCUGGAUGGCAAUGGCUGUUCAUCAUUGAAGGUGCUGGAAGCUUUGCUGCGGCUCUGCUUGGUUUUGUACUCUUACCUGACUUUCCGGGUCAGAAGACCGGGACGGUCAAAUGGCUUCUCACUGACGCCGAACAAAAAGUCGCUGUUGAACGAAUCAAGCGAGGCCGCGUUUCUCUUCCCGAGGAGGACAACAGUGUGUGGACCGGCCUAAGGUUGGCUGCUAAGGACAUCAGAACUUGGGUCUUUGUCGUCAUGCUCACAGCCAACCACAGUGCCUAUGGCUUCAACAACUUCUUUCCAACUAUCGUUCAAGGCUUCCAGCUGGGCAACAAGACUCUCACUCUCGUCCUUACCGCACCUCCAUAUCUGCUUGCGACCAUCGUCGCUUUCUUGACCGCUUGGUCGAGCGACCGACGCAAGGAUAGAGGAUACCACAUCGCAGUGCCCCAAGCAGUGGCCUGUAUCGGGUUCAUCAUUUCUGUGUCCACGCUCAACAAUGCCGCACGCUACGCAGCUGCCUUCUUGUACAUCUGCGGAUGCUUUUCAUCCAAUGCCAUGGUAUUCAGCUGGGCCAGUUCUACCCUCAAUCAGACGGUUGAGAAAAGAGCUUGUGCCACGGCCAUCAUCAACCUUCUCAGCCAGCUUGGUAACAUCUGGAGCCCUUACUUCUUCCCGUCGACUGAUGGUCCUCGUUACGUAAAGGCUAAUAUCCUGAUGAUGGCAUUCUCGGCUUUGUCGGUUGUGACAUGUAUGGUUAUGAAGUGGAUGCUGACCAAGGCGAACCGGAAGUUGCGAGAGAGUGGAAACGACUUGAAUUUGUUUACGCUGUAG
Molecule: messenger RNA, 1479 nt
Organism: Clonostachys solani
Lineage: Eukaryota; Fungi; Ascomycota; Sordariomycetes; Hypocreales; Bionectriaceae
Source: the annotation of a GenBank genome assembly